This is a messenger RNA of Aureobasidium melanogenum CBS 110374, 963 nucleotides long. RefSeq lists its product as uncharacterized. The transcript has 5 exons. The record is from RefSeq and is a predicted model, not a curated record. Bases 1 to 963 code for a protein of 320 amino acids. Lineage: Eukaryota; Fungi; Ascomycota; Dothideomycetes; Dothideales; Saccotheciaceae.
AUGAGGGCAGACCCAGAGAUGAUCACCCAAGCCAGCUUUUUCCGCAUGAAGAUAAUGAGAACCAUCUUUGCUCAUCUCUUCUCGACAGCAAGCUUCGCUCUAGCAUUUCCUUCUACUCCAGACUACGCAGCGAACACUACAGAUAUUGCAUCCGGAUACAGAGUCAAGUUCUCGCACAAUUGCCCUACGACGACGCAGGUGUUUCCACAUUUCCUAGUGACCAACGGUACCAUCUGUGCGAAGCAAGACAACUUCGAUCAGUCCAGCAAACAGGGGGAAGUCCGUGAAUAUGAGCUAAAAUAUGGAUUGGAGCAUCAAUCCACUUGGACUUUUUGGAUUGACAACAAAGCCAAUAGCACUGGACCCAAUGCCAGAAGUUUGGUUGAGGUCACUUGUUUACUGUAUUCGAAUCAUUGCCAUAUAGACAUCAGUAAUCUUGAUGCGGUGAGUAAUGGUUUCAAGGUGGAAAUGGACGCAAAGACUUGUUCGACCGUCGGGCCGCCUACGAAGGUCAGUCCGACCUGUGAACCACUGGUUUGCAGCAUUCCUCCAGAUUGGACAUGUCCCGUUGAGAAUCGUUUCGGUCAGGAUUCCAGCAAAGGAUAUCCUCCCACCUACCUCGAUGCUGCCCAGAGCUGCUUGUCGAACUGUACCCUCUACCAAACAGACGAAGCCUGCUGUAGGAACGCAAACAACACCACGCAGACCUGCACAAACCAGAAUCCAGCACUACGAGAUAUGUGUGAGAAUGCAUACUCUUACGCUUUCGAUGACUCACGCGCUUCAUGCUUCCCUUAUGGUGGUCUGUCAUACGCGGAUCUCGUUCUCAUUCCAGGUACAACGCAGAGGCAGACACUCCUAAAGGGCUUCUCUUCGACAUCAUAUGUAUUCGAGCACGUCAAUCUGAACCCAUCGAGCAGGAUGCAUUCCGCGAAUGGUGACUUGAGUAGUGCACCACGUUAG